AUGAGUACCAUCGACACAAAUUUCCAGCAGACUGGCGAAUCAAUCCGUUUACUGGCUAGGUCAGGAAAAUUUCAUACCCCGACAAUCACCUCAGCACCUGGGUUCGUUCAAGCAAAUUUGAUCGUGCUACCCUCCCGCUUAGCACCAGACUUUAGGCAAUUCUGUGCAAGGAAUUCUGUGCCAUGCCCUCUACUAGCUGAGACGCCCAUUGGCAUCUUUGAUCGGCUCAAAUCACACAUUCCAGGGUUGACUGGUCAGCAAAUUGCAGGAGAUCUCGACCUCAGAUCCGACUUUCCUCGAUAUAUGAUAUAUGACAAUGGGCGGCUAACAAAAUCUCAUGUCGCAAACAUUGAGCGAGAGUGGACUGGAGACCAUGUUGGGUUCUUGAUAGGCUGCUCUUUCAGCUUCGAUGCUGCACUGACCAAAGCCGGACUUCCUCCAGCCCAUACAUUAUGGGGAAGGAAUGUACCAAUGUAUCGGACUCGAGUUCCAUUGUGUCCUGCGGGUGUAUUCAAGAACUCCACUUAUAUCGUUUCGAUGCGACCAUAUCGACGAAAGGACAUCGAAAAAGUUCGAGAUAUUACUCGGCCGUACCUCAUAACUCACGGAGAGCCCAUCGAUUGGGGCUGGGAUGCGGUUGAGCGACUCGGAAUAUCCAACAUUGCCACUCCGGAAUAUGGAGACGCACCAGUGGCUCCAGAUGGCACAGAGUUGGUUCAAGGAUUCGGCGAAGGUGAUGAAACACUAGAGCCUGUGUUCUUUGGAUGUGGAGUCACUCCCCAAGAGGCCAUUCAACGGGCUGGGCUCGAAGGAAGAGUGUUUGCUCAUGCUCCAGGCCAUAUGAUUGUGCUCGAUAUCAAAGACUCGGAUAUUACUCGAGAUAAUUGA
Exophiala bonariae is the source of this 888-nucleotide messenger RNA. RefSeq lists its product as uncharacterized. Gene Ontology annotation, biological process: glutamate metabolic process. Bases 1 to 888 code for a protein of 295 amino acids. The record is from RefSeq and is a predicted model, not a curated record. Lineage: Eukaryota; Fungi; Ascomycota; Eurotiomycetes; Chaetothyriales; Herpotrichiellaceae. The transcript has a single exon. Gene Ontology annotation, molecular function: D-glutamate cyclase activity.